Messenger RNA from Closterium sp. Yama58-4, 230 nucleotides. The record is from the annotation of a GenBank genome assembly. Lineage: Eukaryota; Viridiplantae; Streptophyta; Zygnematophyceae; Desmidiales; Closteriaceae.
CUUCUCCCUAUCGACGGUCAUUGCCAGCGCGGCAGCAGCAGCGGGCGAGGGCGCGGGCCCCAUGCAAGCGGGCCUCUCGUUCCUCCCUGGCGGCGCGCUCUCCUUGGUCCCCAUCGCCUGCUACUGCUACGCCCGCCCCUGCCGCCUCUCUCUCGCCCCACUCCCUGCUGCCCGUGCGCUCCGCAGCACUUCCUGCAGCACUGGCCGCCCUGCCUGCACGUGCUCUCAUU